Messenger RNA from Helobdella robusta, 723 nucleotides. RefSeq lists its product as hypothetical. The coding region runs from base 1 to 723 and encodes 240 amino acids. Gene Ontology annotation, molecular function: peptide receptor activity; guanylate cyclase activity. Lineage: Eukaryota; Metazoa; Annelida; Clitellata; Rhynchobdellida; Glossiphoniidae. The record is from RefSeq and is a predicted model, not a curated record. Gene Ontology annotation, biological process: receptor guanylyl cyclase signaling pathway; cGMP biosynthetic process; intracellular signal transduction. The transcript has 6 exons.
AUGUUGGAAAAACUGGAAAAGUAUGCCAAUGACUUGGAAAAAAUUGUGGACCAGAGAGCAAAGGAGCUUGUUGACGAGAAGAGAAAGACUGACUUGCUGCUUCACAGCAUGUUACCGCCCUUCAUUGUUGAAGAGUUGAAAGCCGGUCGGAAAGUUGAACCGAUGAUGUACCAGAACGCCACGGUGUACUUCUCUGACAUUGUUGGAUUCACAAAACUCUCAUCUGAGAGCACUCCCAUGCAAAUUGUGGAUCUGCUUAACGAUCUGUAUGGAACAUUUGAUGAUACCAUCUCCAGGCACAAUGUAUAUAAGGUUGAGACAAUCGGAGACUCGUACAUGGUUGUGAGUGGUCUGCCUCAGGUAACAGAGCGCCAUGUCGUGGAAAUAUGCAACAUGGCAUUGGAUCUGCUGGGCAUCGUCAAGACCUUCAAGAUCAGACAUCGGCCUGAGAUGACACUCAUGUUGAGGAUUGGCAUUCAUUCGGGAUCUUGUGCUGCCGGAGUGGUCGGUCACACGAUGCCUCGCUACUGCUUGUUUGGUGAUACGGUCAACACCGCAUCCAGGAUGGAAUCAACUGGUGAAGCCCUUAAAAUUCAUCUGAGCUCAUCAGCUAUGGAAGAACUUUCUGCAUAUCGCCAGUACAAGGUGGAGCUGAGAGGGAGCACGGAGUUGAAGGGAAAAGGAAUAAUGACCACAUAUUGGCUUGUAGGAAAACACUCUUAA